This is a messenger RNA of Drosophila miranda, 1223 nucleotides long. RefSeq lists its product as uncharacterized. The record is from RefSeq and is a predicted model, not a curated record. The coding region runs from base 559 to 1143 and encodes 194 amino acids. The transcript has 4 exons. NCBI's taxonomy places the organism in Eukaryota, Metazoa, Arthropoda, Insecta, Diptera, Drosophilidae.
UCUGAAAGAAACGAAGAACCAUAUUUCAUCAUCAUGUCAUCACCUGUCCAUGAUUUGUCGUUCGUUUUGGGGUCACAGCCCCCAGAAGCAGAAGCCCUAUUCCUCUCCUCUCAAGCGACAGUAAAUGCAAUUGGCUAAGAAGGGCUAAGACAGGUGUUAGCCUCAACCCUAAUAUUUUCGGGGGAAUUGGGAACGCACUCGCUUCCCAAAAGAAACCCCAUAUCGAAUGAAACCAGCACAUGCACCCCCAACAUAGCAUAGAUCGGACUUUGGCAGCAGCAUAACCAGCGAGAGAGAGAGGCAGCAGACAAAAUGUCAAGAAACUGAAAAUAGAAUAAAAUGGAAUGCCAACUAAAUGGAUAAUUGGCCGGCAGGGCACAUUGGCAGUUCUGCACGAAAGUUGGAACAUUUCAGACAGUGGCUUUGAAUACUUCGAGACGAGCGGACGUGUGUGUGAUAGCAAAAAGGAUAACCAAAGGAAUAUAGGAUUAAAAAACUAACAAAAAUUAAUAAUAAUAGGCUUUUAUCUACCAAUUUCCAAAGUUCAAACCCUUCAAAAUGAAAUACUUUGAAUUCCUGAGCCUAUCCUCAGUGGGUCUUAGCAUAGCCAUCCUGGACAUCCUUAUAGCAUUGAGCAUACUCGGUCCCUCUACCUAUUAUCUGUACUUUGAUUACUUGGAUAUCGAUAGAUGGGAACAGACCAACGAUGUGGAGGCCUUGAGUGCCUUUGGCACAUUCGUUUCCACUUUGGUGGAUUAUCUCUGGGUGCGUGAAUUCUCGCAGGUCUUUUACAUGACUGCCACACUCAUUAUUUGGGUCAAGGCAUUGAUAAAUCUGGCAGUGGCCUGCCUCCUAGUCGAUGGCAUUAAGCAGAAACGACUUAUUUGCAUUGCCCCUUGGCUGAUCAACACCUAUCUAUCGAUGGCCGUGGAAACUGGCAUUUUUGUGAGCCUGGAACUCCGAAUUGAUGAAGUCGAUGCCGCAGUGGAUCGUCGGAUAGCGCGUAGUCUCAUCUUUGGCGUAUUUUUAGUGCUCAAUGCAUUGCUUUCUUAUGGCAUCUAUGCGCUCUAUCGGAAGCUAAAGUCUACACCGAAUGAGAAUAUUGAAGCCAUUCAACAGAAUCCUCAUACAUUCAAUGCCUGAAACUAAGUAUCUCUGAGGGAUUUGAUUUUUAAAGCUGUCUUAAAGCAUUUAUAGGUAAAUAAAAUGAGAUUAAAGGUGGA